CGGGGGAAGCUCAGUGCGCAGGCGCAGCUCCUCGGCUCCGCUAGCCCCGGCGGUCCGGCCCAGCUCUCGCGGACAAGUCCGGACAUUGCGCGCCCCCGGCCUCUGGGACCGCCCCCUCCCAGCUCUCGGCGUCGUCGAAGAUAAACAAUAGUUGGCCGGCGAGCGCGCGGUGUGUCUCCCGCCGCCGGAUUCGGCGGGCUGCGUGGGACCGGCGGGAUCCCGGCCAGCCGGCCAUGGCGGGGCUGUACUCCCUGGGAGUGAGCGUCUUCUCCGACCAGGGCGGGAGGAAGUACAUGGAGGACGUUACUCAAAUCGUUGUGGAACCCGAACCGACGGCGGAAGAAAAGCCCUUGCCGCGGCGGUCGCUGUCUCAGCCAUUGCUUCCGCGGCCGUCGCCCCCCGCUCCUCCCGGCGGCGAAGUCUCGGGGACAGGCCCAGCGGUGGCAGCCCGAGAGGCUCGCGACCCUCUCCCGGCCGCCGGGGCCUCGCCGGCGCCUGGCCGCCGCUGCCGCCGCCGUUCCUCCGUGGCCUUUUUCGCCGUGUGCGACGGGCACGGCGGGCGGGAGGCGGCACAGUUUGCCGGGGAGCACUUGUGGGGUUUCAUCAAGAAGCAGAAGGGUUUCACUUCGUCCGAGCCGGCGAAGGUGUGCGCUGCCAUCCGCAAAGGCUUUCUCGCUUGUCACCUGGCCAUGUGGAAGAAACUGGCGGAAUGGCCAAAGACUAUGACAGGUCUUCCCAGCACAUCAGGGACAACUGCCAGUGUGGUCAUCAUACGGGGCAUGAAGAUGUAUGUAGCUCACGUAGGUGACUCAGGGGUGGUUCUUGGAAUUCAGGAUGACCCGAAGGAUGAUUUUGUCAGAGCUGUGGAGGUGACACAAGACCAUAAGCCAGAACUUCCCAAGGAAAGAGAACGAAUCGAAGGACUUGGUGGGAGUGUGAUGAACAAGUCUGGAGUGAAUCGUGUAGUCUGGAAACGACCUCGGCUCACUCACAAUGGACCUGUUCGAAGGAGCACAGUUAUUGAUCAGAUUCCUUUUCUGGCAGUAGCAAGAGCACUUGGUGAUUUGUGGAGCUAUGAUUUCUUCAGUGGUGAGUUUGUGGUGUCACCUGAACCAGACACAAGUGUCCACACUCUGGACCCUCAGAAGCACAAGUAUAUUAUAUUGGGGAGUGAUGGACUUUGGAAUAUGAUUCCACCUCAAGAUGCCAUCUCAAUGUGCCAGGACCAAGAGGAGAAAAAAUACCUGAUGGGUGAGCAUGGACAAUCUUGUGCCAAAAUGCUUGUGAAUCGAGCAUUAGGCCGCUGGAGACAGCGUAUGCUCCGAGCAGAUAACACUAGUGCCAUAGUAAUCUGCAUCUCUCCAGAAGUGGACAAUCAGGGAAAUUUUACCAAUGAAGAUGAGUUAUAUCUGAACCUGACUGAUAGCCCUUCCUAUAACAGUCAAGAAACCUGUGUGAUGACUCCUUCCCCAUGUUCUACACCACCAGUAAAGUCACUGGAGGAGGAUUCAUGGCCACGACUGAACUCCAAGGACCAUAUACCUGCCCUGGUUCGUAGCGAUGCCUUCUCAGAGAAUUUUUUAGAGGUUCCAGCUGAGAUAGCUCGAGGGAAUGUCCAGGGUGUGGUCAUGCCCUCAAAAGAUCCAGAACCACUUGAAGAAAAUUGUGCUAAAGCCCUGACUUUAAGGAUACAUGAUUCUUUGAAUAAUAGCCUGCCAGUUGGCCUUGUGCCUACUAAUUCAACAAACACUGUCAUGGACCAAAAAAAUUUGAAGAUGUCAACUCCUGGCCAAAUGAAAGCCCAAGAAAUUGAAAGAACCCCUCCAACAAACUUUAAAAGGACAUUAGAAGAGUCCAAUUCUGGCCCCCUGAUGAAGAAGCAUAGACGAAAUGGCUUAAGUCGAAGUAGUGGUGCUCAGCCUGCAAAUCUCCCCGCAACCUCGCAGCGAAAGAACUCUGUUAAACUUACCAUGCGACGCAGACUUAGGGGCCAGAAGAAAAUUGGAAAUCCUUUACUCCAUCAACACAGGAAAACUGUUUGUGUUUGCUGAAAUGCAUCUGGGACAUGAGAUUUUUCCAACUUGGGAUAUAAGAGGGCUUUUUAAAUUUGGUGCCGAAGUUGAACUUUUUUUAAGGGGACAAAAUUAAAAGAAUAUACAGUUCGACUUUUUGGAAUUCAGCAAUUUUAUCCUGGCCUUGUACUUGCUUGUAUUAUAAAUGUGAAUUUUGUAGUUGUUAGGGUAUAAGUUGCUGUAAAAUUUGUAUAAAUUUGUACGCACACAAAUUCAGUCUCUUCCUCUGAUACACAGUAAUUGUGACAACAGGGCUAAAUGUUUAAAGAAAUCAAAAGAAUCUAUUAGAUUUUAGAAAAACAUUUAAACUUUUUAAAUGCUUAUUAAAAAAUUUGUAUAAGCCACUUGUCUUGAAAACUGCGCAACUUUUUAAAGUAAAUUAUUAAGCAGGCUGGAAAAGUGAUGUAUUUUCAUAGUGACCUGUGUUUCACUUCAUGUUUCUUAGAGACAAGUAUCUUUCAAACAUUUUUAAUUUCUGAUUUCAUAAUUCAGAGCUAAAUUUUUCAUAGAAGUAUUGAGCUAUGCUACAGUAAGUCUUGUCCCAAUUAAAAUACUAUGCAGUAUCUCUUACAUCAGUAGCAUUUUUCUAAAACCUUAAUCAUCAGAUAUGCUUACUAAAUCUUCGGCAUAGAGGAAAGUGUGUUUGCCAAAAAUAAUUCCCUUCUUUUUCAUACCAUACCAAUGGCAUUGUUAGGUCUUAAAGUAGUUACUGCCUUCUUGUGUUUGCUUAAAAUAUGUGAAGUUUUCCUUGCUAUUUCAAUAACAGAUGGUGCUGCAAAUUCCCAACAUGUCUUUAAAUUAUUUUAUAUCAUACAGUUUUCAUUGAUUAUAUGUGUAUACGUUCAUCUAAUCAGUGAACUGUUCUUCAUGUUGCUG
This is a messenger RNA of Saimiri boliviensis boliviensis (Bolivian squirrel monkey), 2948 nucleotides long. It is a transcript of the gene PPM1D, whose product is annotated as protein phosphatase, Mg2+/Mn2+ dependent 1D. Gene Ontology annotation, molecular function: protein serine/threonine phosphatase activity; cation binding. NCBI's taxonomy places the organism in Eukaryota, Metazoa, Chordata, Mammalia, Primates, Cebidae. The record is from RefSeq and is a predicted model, not a curated record. Gene Ontology annotation, biological process: protein dephosphorylation.